Molecule: messenger RNA, 477 nt
Organism: Rhizophagus irregularis DAOM 181602=DAOM 197198
Lineage: Eukaryota; Fungi; Glomeromycota; Glomeromycetes; Glomerales; Glomeraceae
Biological process (GO): C-terminal protein methylation
Cellular component (GO): membrane
Molecular function (GO): protein C-terminal S-isoprenylcysteine carboxyl O-methyltransferase activity
Source: RefSeq, a predicted model, not a curated record
AUGUAUCAACAAGAAAAUGAUGGCGUUGCUAUUAUAAAUGUUCGAUUUAGCGAAUGGUCAUUUUAUGACAUCGUAUUUUAUAUAAUAACCAUUCUCGGGUGUUCUUUAAGAUUAUGGAGUUUUUACACAUUGAGAGAAUAUUUUACGUUUAAUGUUACCAUUCUCAAAAAUCAUAAAUUAGUUGAUACAGGUCCUUAUGCUCUAUUAAUUCAUCCUUCGUAUACUGCAAUUAUGUUAAUGACACCUAUUGUUUUAUAUGUGACUUAUCAACUUCAUUAUUAUAUUCCAAUUUAUUCUCCCGUCGAUUUUUCAUUUUUCGUAUAUAGUUGGUAUACUUAUGCUGCAUGGGCUUUCAUAUAUUUAUAUUUAGGAAGGCACAGAGUUUUAGGUGAAGAGAAAGUGUUAAAACAAAGGUUUGGAAAAGAAUGGGAUUUGUAUUCAAAACAAAGAAAAAGGUUUAUUCCUUAUUUAUUUUAA